Bufo bufo (common toad) is the source of this 7440-nucleotide messenger RNA. It is a transcript of the gene CDC42BPA, whose product is annotated as CDC42 binding protein kinase alpha. NCBI's taxonomy places the organism in Eukaryota, Metazoa, Chordata, Amphibia, Anura, Bufonidae. Gene Ontology annotation, molecular function: ATP binding; protein serine/threonine kinase activity. The coding region runs from base 155 to 5650 and encodes 1831 amino acids. The record is from RefSeq and is a predicted model, not a curated record. Gene Ontology annotation, biological process: peptidyl-threonine phosphorylation; actomyosin structure organization. The transcript is spliced from 39 exons. Gene Ontology annotation, cellular component: cytoplasm; cytoskeleton; actomyosin.
CGCAGGAUCCAGUGUGUGUGUCCCCGGGUCUCUCAUCCUCUCGUCUUCCCCUCAGGACAUGGCGGGCGGGGCCGGGCGGCGGCGGGUGAGCCGGCGGGCGGGUGUCGGGUGUGUUGCGCGGUGAGGUGGCCCGGCUGAGCCGAGGAGGGUGAAGAUGUCGGGGGAGGUGCGGCUGCGGCGGCUGGAGCAGCUGAUGCUGGCCGGGCCGGGGGUGCGGGGGGCCGGCGGCUGGAUGAGUGUGGAGAGCCUGCUGGACGCGCUGCUCUGCCUGUACGACGAGUGCUGCGGCUCCCCGCUGCGCCGCGACAAGAACAUCAGCGACUACAUCGAGUGGGCCAAACCAUUUGCCGAAAAAUUGAAGCAGCUGAGACUCCACAAGGAGGACUUCGAAAUCCUCAAGGUGAUCGGAAGAGGCGCUUUCGGGGAGGUUGCCGUGGUGAAAUUGAAAAAUACGGAUAAGGUGUUUGCCAUGAAGAUCCUGAAUAAAUGGGAGAUGCUCAAAAGAGCUGAGACGGCGUGUUUCCGGGAAGAGAGGGAUGUGCUGGUGUAUGGCGACAGCCAGUGGAUCACUACCCUGCACUAUGCCUUCCAGGACGACAACUACUUGUACCUGGUUAUGGAUUAUUAUGUCGGAGGAGACCUCCUCACUCUGCUCAGUAAGUUUGAGGAUCGGCUACCAGAGGAAAUGGCGCGAUUCUACUUGGCCGAAAUGGUCAUGGCUAUCGACUCGGUCCACCAGCUUCACUAUGUCCACAGGGACAUAAAGCCCGAUAACAUCUUGCUGGAUAUGAACGGCCACAUUCGCCUGGCGGAUUUUGGCUCCUGUCUGAAGCUGAUGGAAGACGGGACGGUCCAGUCGUCGGUGGCUGUCGGGACUCCGGACUACAUCUCUCCCGAAAUCCUCCAGGCGAUGGAAGACGGGAAGGGGAAGUACGGGCCGGAGUGUGACUGGUGGUCCCUCGGGGUCUGCAUGUACGAAAUGCUGUAUGGUGAAACGCCAUUCUAUGCAGAGUCCUUAGUGGAGACUUAUGGGAAGAUCAUGAAUCACAAAGAGCGUUUCCAGUUCCCAUCUCAGUUAGCGGAUGUCUCUGAAAACGCAAAGGACUUAAUAAAGAGGCUCAUCUGCAGCCGGGAGCAUCGCUUGGGUCAGAACGGGAUCGAGGACUUUAAGAAUCACCCGUUCUUUGCUGGAAUCGACUGGGAAAACAUUCGGAACUGUGAAGCACCUUACAUCCCAGAAGUCAGCAGCCCGACCGACACGUCCAACUUCGACGUGGAUGACGACUGCUUGAAAAACUCUGAGACGAUGCCUCCAUCAACUCACACUGGAUUUUCUGGGCACCAUCUGCCAUUUGUGGGGUUCACUUACACAAGUAACUGUGUACUGUCAGACAGAAGUUCGAUGCGACAUACCUUGGGAAAAUCCAGCACAGACCUAGACGCCAAUGUCCAGAGGACGCUAGAAGACAGCCUGGCCACCGAGGCAUAUGAGAGGAGGAUACGCCGUCUGGAACAAGAGAAAGUGGAACUGAGCAGGAAGCUGCAAGAAUCUACCCAGGCUGUCCAGGCUCUUCAGUAUUCGGCAGUAGACGGCCCUGUUACAGCAAACAAAGACUUGGAAAUUAAAUCCUUAAAGGACGAAAUAGACAAGUUGAAAACACAAGGCCCCGGUCAGCUCAACCAGCAGCUGGAGAAGAGUGGGGUGACACGGCAGGACUUGGAGGAUUUCUCGAAACAGAUCAAGGCCUUUGAAAAACAGGUGAAGAUGCUGAAACAGGAGAAGGAGGAUCUUAACAAGGAGCUGAUGGAAUCCAACGAUAAGUUAAAGUCCCAGACCAAAGAGCUGAAGGAGGCGCAGAGCCAGCAUAGGCUGACCAUACAGGAGAUGAAGGAGAUGAACGAGCGCCUCACAGAGCUGCGCUCCCACAAGCAGAAGUUUGUCCGUCAGCUCCGCGACAAGGAAGAGGAAAUGGAGAGCGUGGUGCAGAAGGUGGAAGCGCUACGCCAGGAUCUGCGCAGAGCAGAGCGGGCCAAGAAGGAGAUGGAAGCCCAAGCUGAAGCAGCAGCAGCCGAAGCCUCAAAGGAUCGGAAGUUACGAGAGCGCAGCGAGCAAUAUGCAAAACAAUUAGAAAGUGAACUGGAAGGGCUGAAACAAAAACAGAGCGGCCGCUCCUCUGGAUUCAUCAGCUCAGAGCAGCAGCAAGAAAUCAACAGGCUGAAGACCAACCUCGAAAAGAAGACCAUGUCCUACGAAGAGGAGCUGUCCAAGAGGGAAGCCCUGCACGCCAGCGAGAUCAAGAACCUGAAGAAGGAGCUGCGGGAUGCUGAGAGCCAACAGCUCACCCUCAAGAAGGAGAUCCUGAUUCUGAAGGACAAGCUGGAGAAGACCCGGAGAGAGAGCCAAAGCGAGAGAGAAGAGUUUGAGGCGGAGUGUAAGCAGAAAUUUGAGCGUGAGCGAGCGCUGCUGGCCGAGGACAACAAGAGGCUAUCGAAUGAACUCGAUAAGCUCAACUCCAUGCUUGAGAAACAGAAUAUUAACAACCGGCAGCUGGAAGAGGAGAUGAGGGAUCUGGCUGACAAAAAGGAGUCUGUGGCUCAUUGGGAGGCGCAGAUCACAGAGAUCAUCCAAUGGGUGAGCGAUGAGAAGGACGCGCGGGGCUAUCUCCAGGCGUUGGCCUCUAAGAUGACCGAGGAGCUGGAGACUCUGAGGAAUUCUAGUCUCGGAGCCCGAGCCACGGACAUGCCAUGGAAAAUGCGACGUUUUGCGAAGCUUGAUAUGUCGGCCAGGCUGGAGCUGCAGUCUGCCCUGGAUGCUGAAAUUCGGGCCAAGCAAACCAUCCAGGAGGAGCUGAACAAGGCAAAGGCUGCCAUUAUUGCCACUGAAUGUAAACUUCAGGAAUCUGAAAAGAAGAACCAGGAGCUUGUGACGGAAAUUGAGAAACUCAAAUGGGAAACUGAGGAAUUCAGAUCAGAAAAAGGUGUCAAGCAUCAGGAAUCCCAGAAUUCUUUCCUAGCGUUUCUGAAUGCACCUACCUCUGUGCUGGACCAGUUUGAGCGAUCUCCGGCCUGCAACCCGGCCAGUAAAGGCAGACGUAUGGACUCUGUGGAUAAUUUUACUUUGUCCAACACUCCGUCACGUGACGAGGACGCGAAAUCUCAGGUCAUAUCACGCUCCAGAUCCCCAUCCACCAUGAGCGACAUCGAAGCUGGAGAGACGGCAGAUCACCCCCCGCGCUCCGUGCAGACGCCGACAAUCAGAGCUUCAUACCUGGGUUCAGGUUCCUCCACUCCAAAGCCCAAAGCUCAUCAGUUUGUGGUCAAGACCUUCAACACGCCAACAAAGUGUAACCAGUGCACCUCUCUGAUGGUGGGGCUCAUCCGACAGGGCUGCACCUGUGAAGUGUGUGGUUUUUCUUGCCAUGUUACCUGUGCGGAUAAAGCCCCCUCUGUGUGCCCCAUCCCUCCUGACCAGACCAAGGGACCCUUGGGCAUCGACCCCCAGAAAGGAAUCGGGACAGCUUAUGAAGGCCAUGUCCGUGUGCCCAAGCCAGCUGGGGUGAAGAAGGGCUGGCAGCGGGCUCUGGCUGUAGUGUGUGAUUUCAAACUCUUCUUAUAUGAUAUACCAGAAGGGAAGACGUCUCAGCCAUCUUGUGUAGUGAGUCAAGUGAUUGAUAUGAGGGACGAGGAGUUUGCCGUGAGCUCAGUCCUGGCCUCUGACGUCAUCCACGCCAAUCGCAAGGAUAUUCCCUGCAUUUUUAGAGUGACGGCGUCCCAGCUGUCUGCGUCCAGCAAUAAAUGCUCCGUCCUGCUCCUGGCAGACAGCGAGAGCGACAAGAGCAAGUGGGUGGGCGUGCUGAACGAGCUGCACCGGAUCCUGAAGAAGAACAAGCUGAAGGACCGAUCCGUCUACGUGCCUAAAGAGGCGUACGACAGCACACUGCCACUCAUCAAGAACACACAGUCCGCCUCCAUUCUCGAUCAUGAACGAAUAGCCCUCGGAAAUGAGGAAGGACUGUUUGUUGUGCACGUCACCAAAGACGAGAUCAUAAGAGUUGGAGACAACAAGAAGGUUCACCAGGUGGAGCUUAUACCGAACGAGCAGCUAAUCGCCGUCAUAUCAGGAAGGAACCGCCACGUCCGGCUUUAUCCUAUGGCCUCGCUGGACGGGAGAGAGACUGAGUUCUUCAAACUGGCCGAGACAAAGGGCUGCCAGGGUAUAGUGUCCGGUCAGGUGCGGCACGGGGCCCUCACCUGCCUGUGCGUGUCCAUGAAGAGGCAGGUUCUCUGCUACGAACUGAACCAAAGCAAGAGCCGCCACAAAAAGAUCAAGGAGAUCCAGGUCCCUGGAAACGUCCAGUGGAUGGCCAUCUUCAACGAGCGCCUCUGCGUGGGCUAUCAGUCGGGAUUUAUCCGGUAUCCGCUACAUGCCGAGGGGAGCCCGUACAGCCUUCUCCACGCCGACGACCACACGCUAUCAUUCAUCACGCAACAGCCCACGGACGCCAUUUGCGCAGUGGAGAUCUCGAAUAAGGAAUACCUGCUGUGUUUUAGCAGCGUUGGUGUUUAUGUUGACUGCCAGGGUCGGAGGUCGCGGCAGCAGGAACUCAUGUGGCCCGCGGCUCCAUCAGCGUGCUGCUACAACGCCCCGUACCUCUCUGUGUACAGUGAAAAUGCGGUCGACGUCUACGACAUUAAUUCCAUGGAGUGGAUUCAGACUAUUCCCCUUAAGAAGGUGCGUCCACUGAAUACAGAAGGUUCACUCAAUCUUCUGGGAUUGGAAACGAUCCGACUCAUAUAUUUCAAGAAUAAAAUGGCCGAAGGGGACGAGCUGGUUGUUCCCGAAACGUCGGACAAUAGUCGGAAGCAAAUGGUGAGGAAUAUCAACAACAAACGGAGGUACUCCUUCCGCAUCCCAGAGGAGGAGAGAAUGCAGCAGAGGAGGGAGAUGUUACGAGACCCAGAAAUGAGAAACAAGCUCAUUUCCAACCCGACAAACUUCAACCACAUAGCACACAUGGGGCCCGGAGACGGCAUCCAAAUACUUAAAGACUUACCUAAGCCCAGGUCCCCUAAUCCAUCCCCCCUCCGCCAUCACUCCAGCCUGAUCUCCACUCCAAGCAACUUUGAGCACGUCUAUCACAUGACUGCAAAUUCUGCUGAAAACUUUCUGUCCUCCGAUCCCGUACACCCCGCCACCUCCUCCUACUCCUCCCCGUCUCUCAGCACUACCCCUGGCUCUCACAGGAACCUCCGGGCCCAGGAUAGUCGCUCGAUGUUCAGCGGCUCUGUCAGUAUUCCGUCAAUCACAAGGUCCCGCGGGGAGCCCGGCCGGUCGAUGAGCGCUAGCAGCGGACUGGCUGCACGGUCGUCACAGAACGGCAGUGCUUUACGGCGAGAAUUCUCCGGGGGCAGCUACGGAGCAAAAAGACAGCCCAUGACAUCACCAUCUGACGGCUCUUUGUCUUCUGGAGGACCCGACCAAGGAAGUGACGCCCCAGCUCGAGAGUAUGAACGAGAGGAUUCAGAUUCACCAAGACAUUCAACGGCGUCAAAUAGCUCCAACCUAAGCAGCCCCCCAAGCCCGGUGUCGCCCCACAAGACCAAGAGCAGUUCCUUAGAGAGCUCGGACCACGUCAGCUGGGACGCAUGAACGUUGUCGCCCCUUCCCGCUGCUGUCAGCUCCUCCCGCCACCACCCGCCUGUCCUGGCUUAUACCCAGCUGGUCAGGAAGGGCCAACAGGAUACUCUACCCACCAUCACAGCGCCGCAUUGCCUCCGGGGAGCAGAGUGGACAGAGCUGCUACCUAAUGGGACUGGUCGCUUUUCAUACUGUUUACAAGUGCGCUGCGAAAUCCAUAAGCCACAAAUGGCAGCAAUGAACGGUGGACACAGGAUGGAACCAUUGUAGAGGAUCCAGGGGGGGGGGUUGGCGUCCGCUGCGUGUUACCUCCCUCCAGCGGGAGGACACGCCUGAGGUGUGAUCACGCCCCCGCUCACGAGCCCUCGCGUCAUCAAUAACGUAUUUUACUACAAAGCAGAGUUUAAUCUAAAUAGUACAUUGCAUAUGUAUAUAUAAGGAUGGUGUAUUAGAGGCAUAUUUAAAGAGAGAUUCUGUCAUUUUAAUGAUCAGUUGUUUGCGUUCAUAAUUAAUGGAACAGACUACGUACCGUACAAUCACUUAAUCGCCACGUUUUGCUUCACACGGUCAAUCACGUUACCAGGUUUUACUCUUUUUUUUAUUUUUAUUUUUUUCUGACUGCCGUCGUUUUUACGUCAUCGGUGAUCUGCAGCGCCGAGGUGCAGCCGUCGCUUCAAGGCUCCACAUGCCACUGGUAUUCACCAUUCCACAUGAAUAUUUAAUUUCUCAGGAAAUUACAUUGUUUGACGCCCUCCCACCCGUGAAACUUUCCAUAAUAUUAACCGCUCCCAGCUGUAGGGAGGUCUGUGCCCCGGUUCGGUUAUUAAUGAUCAUUCACAGUUCCUAAUAGUGAACUUUAUCAAUAUAAAAAGUCUAGAAGCCAAACUUAUAUUGCAAAGUGGGAAUGUUAAUGCAGUGGAUGCAAUACUCCCUUUUGUCCAGCAGAUGUCAUUGUUGUAUUACAGUGGUUACUUAUAGGGAACAGUGACACCUGCUGGCGGUUAGUUGUAAGUAAUGCAAAGUUUAUUUAAGAGGGGAAGGAUGAUUUACGUUGUAUCUGGAGGGAUAGUUGCCUGACAAUUAGACUUUAUUAAUAGAGGACAUUUUAAUGAGGUAUCAAGGUCUAAGCUAUGCAGGCGGUUGCAAUCGUACAAGUGCCUGUGUAGUUAAGAUUUUAAAGGGGGGGGGGGGGGGGGGGGGUCGGCAUAGGUGGACUUAUCAGUUAGAUGAAAACUGUUGGGUAUUGCAGGAAGAAAACUGCCUGAGGAUUUUAUUUAAGCUGCUGAUUAAUCGCUUGUUCCAUUACCAUAACUAAUAAACAACCUGAAAAAAUCAAAUAAAAAUCAAAGACUUGGAUCCAUAAAUACAGAUCUGGUGGCCAUUUGGCCAAUUCCAGUAGCCCAGAGAGCAGAAUUGUGCUGUUUUGGCGGUUGCUUGAAGCAUAUUCAUCUGUAAUUCUGACUAUUGGCCACUUGGUGGCGCCUUCAGCAAUUUUCCUGUGCCUACACUAUACCAAAGGGGCAUUUUAAAGGUCUUAUGAGCGCUGAGUCUGGACCGCAAACAACAAAAAAGGUUCUGUUGAAAUCUUGGAUGUAUCCGAACACCUCCCGUAAACCGCAUUUCACUUAUAGGAAGAAGGUUCGGGUCCCACUCCUCACUCUUGCAUGUAGGUCAUUGUAUUUUACAUUCAUCUGCUUUGUUUGUAUUUAUUUAUUUAUUAUCAGGAUUUUUUUUUUGUUUUUUUUUAUUGUCACAGUCUACCCCUCCCCACCAAAGUAUUUGACUCCCCUCCCCUGCGUUGU